Messenger RNA from Durusdinium trenchii, 793 nucleotides. The record is from the annotation of a GenBank genome assembly. Lineage: Eukaryota; Dinophyceae; Suessiales; Symbiodiniaceae.
AGUCUUUGGUUCCAUUGGAGUUGCCGUCGGGCAAAGUGCGUGCAGGCCAAUGGCCCGGCGUUUUUGCAGCCCAUGGAUGCUGCCGGUGGCGCUAGUGCAGGCCUUCUUCAUGAUCACUUUGAGUGGCAUUUGGCUUUUCGGCUUCGGUCUGUUUUGGACCUUUAUGGUAGUUGAACUGCCCAAGGACCUGGGCCCCUACAGCCAGAUGAGCUCGUUGUCAAUGUUCCUGCAUGGCGCUUUCCCUAUGCGAGACACAAACGAUGUCAAGUACGAGUUCAAGUUCGACCACGUGUUGAUCCUGGCUAAUGUCAUGGUGCUUAUGAUGAUGGGCUGGGCACCGACAAGGUCAGAAAUUGAAGAGGAGGAAGAUGAGGACCUGGCAAAGGCGAGUAAGAAGACAAAGGCAAAAAAGCUUGCGAAAGCCUUGGGAUGAAGGGUCGACCUCCGUCCCACCGUAAGUGUUUCACACGGAGACUGCCGUGGAGGACGUGCAUGGCAGGAAGUGCAGUGAUGUGGUGUGCAAUUUGUCAGGUUCACCACAAGGACCCUCACUUGUGGUUGUACAUUGGUGUGUGUGGACCAGUUGUGCCAUUUUGCCUCCAGGUGUUGAAACCUAGCCCCAGAAGAUCAUCAUACAUCAUCUAAAAUCCAAUUGUGACUCAAGAACGCCAGCAGCUCAGAAAGGAGAACUUUUAGACCGCCAAAGUCUGCGAGGGCACAGAUGGUGCUCAAAAGAAUCUCCUAUUGCUUCACAAGCAGUCGAAGCUCUCAAUCCUCAAAUAACCUUGAAGUC